AUGGCGCACUUCCUGUUCCGGUAGCGGCGGGGACGCGCUUGCCUGGCAGCCGCCAUGGGUGGGGGAGACCUGAACCUGAAGAAGAGCUGGCACCCGCAGACGCUGCGCAAUGUGGAGAAGGUGUGGAAGGCGGAGCAGAAGCAUGAGGCCGAGAGAAAGAAGAUCGAGGAGCUGCAGCGGGAGCUGCAGGAGGAGCGGGCACGGGAGGAGAUGCAGCGCUAYGCUGAGGACAUGGGCACCGUGCGGAAAAGGGAGGAGAAGUUGGAGUGGAUGUACCAGGGCCCUGGGGGCAUGGUGAACAGGGAGGAAUACCUGAUGGGGCGCCCCGUGGACAAGUUCAUCCUGGACAAGGUGGAGGACAGAGAUGCCGGCUGCUCCAGUGACACCGGGCUGCUGCCGGGCUCCAUCUUUGCCAAAUCCGGGGCCAACUCUGUGCUGGACAUGGCCAACAAAAUCCGGGAGGAUCCGCUCUUCAUGAUCAGGAAGAGGGAGGAGGAAAAGAAAAGAGAAGUUUUGAACAAUCCAGUUAAAAUGAAGAAAAUCAAAGCAUUGCUGCAGAACAGUUUGGAAAAAAAGGAGAGGAAGAAGAAGAAGGAGAAGAAGAAGAAGCACAAGAAGCAUCGGCGGCACAGUUCCAGUAGCGAAAGCUCGAGCAGUGAGGAGGAGAGAAGCAGAAAUAAGUCUCAGAGGAGGGUGGACAAUUCUUCCUGGAAGCCUACUCCUCCCAAAAUCCCAGGAUAUGGUUUACAGGUGAGAGACUCUGAGCAGAGCCACCGCUCCCGGGGCUCCCACAGCCAGGACAGGGCCCCCCACAGGCACCGGGAUCGCUCCCAGAGCCCAUCCCGCUCUCCCCACAGACAUUCCAGCAGGAGGAAUUCCGAGAAGGGCUCAGGAUCUCCUUCCAAACACAGCAAACAACACAGCAGUCGGGAGGAGAAGGGCAGAGCCAGGAGCCCUUCACCCAAGAAGAGCUACCGGCGCCAGCACCCCCCAGGUUACACCAGAAAGCUCUCCCCGGAGGAACUGGAGCAAAAACGGCAGGAAAUGAUGGAAAAUGCCAAGUGGAGGGAAGAGGAGAGAGCAAACAACCUCAGGAAGCACCGCAAGGAGGAGGAGCUGGAGCGGGAGCUGGAGAAGCUCGACGCCAGAGACGGGAAGUUCUUCCACCGUUUGAAACUGGAGAGUGCCUCCACCUCCACCCUGGAGGAGCGGGUGAAGCGCAAUAUCCACUCCCUGCAGAGGACUCCUGCUGCCUUGGAAAAAAACUUCAUGCAGAGGUGAAACUCGUCCUCCUUCUGCCCCUGGGCAGAAGUUCAAUGGACAUUUAUUCCCAAAGGUGAGAGCUCUCCAGGAAACACUUCUAAGCUCCCAGAGAGGCACCAGAUCCCUGUGCUGCGCCCUCGGAGCAUUUAGGACAUGGGGCUCUGAGUUUGGAAUGAACGGGGCCUUGCUGGAGACCUCAUGAGCCUUUGUAUUCCAUUUUUAACCUGCUGCCGAGCUUCUUCUCUCUCCUCACCCUGACUGGGAUCGCUUUUGUAUAUUGUCACCAAAUCAUGCUGGGUGGUCACUGCUUCYUCCUAUGCCAGAGCUGAAGACUUAUUUUUGUUAAUCCUUAAAAUCCAAAGCAGAACCAAUCCACAUGUGAGGUAAUUCCGUGGAAUUUGGUAGAAUGACAUGGACCCUGUUCCACACASUGUCACUGUUUGAGGUGUGGACGCAGAGUAUGGUAUCCAGGGUCUCUGUAAAAUCUCACAGGUUUUACUGAUGUUUGACCCAAAAGAAGCAGCUCUUGAGGGAGAAAAGGAAAUGAGCAGAGCAUAGCUGACACAGCAAAUAUUUCUGUGGUAUUUUGUAAUGUAAGUAAUGUGUAUAUGUACAGCAGUGUAGAUUUAUUUUGCCUUUUUAAUUAAGAAACUUCACUAUCGUU
Molecule: messenger RNA, 1927 nt
Organism: Malurus melanocephalus (red-backed fairy wren)
Lineage: Eukaryota; Metazoa; Chordata; Aves; Passeriformes; Maluridae
Gene: CWC25
Product: CWC25 spliceosome associated protein homolog
Exons: 10
Coding region: 55-1281 (408 amino acids)
Biological process (GO): mRNA splicing, via spliceosome
Cellular component (GO): U2-type spliceosomal complex
Source: RefSeq, a predicted model, not a curated record